This is a messenger RNA of Venustampulla echinocandica, 2724 nucleotides long. Its product is annotated as Lon protease-like protein 2, peroxisomal. NCBI's taxonomy places the organism in Eukaryota, Fungi, Ascomycota, Leotiomycetes, Helotiales, Pleuroascaceae. The record is from RefSeq and is a predicted model, not a curated record. Gene Ontology annotation, biological process: protein quality control for misfolded or incompletely synthesized proteins; protein catabolic process; protein targeting to peroxisome. The transcript is spliced from 10 exons. Gene Ontology annotation, molecular function: ATP binding; serine-type endopeptidase activity; ATP-dependent peptidase activity. Gene Ontology annotation, cellular component: peroxisomal matrix. The coding region runs from base 1 to 2724 and encodes 907 amino acids.
AUGGCGCAGACCAAGCCAGUCAGUUUACAUCUGAUACCCUUGGCUAAGGAUACGGUUCUACUCCCAGGAAUCGUCCUCAGAAUUCCGGUUGCUGCAAAUCGACCGGAUAUCCCGGCUCUACUUUCAAAUAUAUACAGCCAGGCAGCUACGAAGACAACGACUCAGCGGCUAGAUAGCAUCAAUGUCGCAUGUGUUCCUCUGAGCUCCCCUCUGCUCAACCGGCAUGGCCAGAAGAUGAUAUCCCAGGGCGAUCGGAGCCCCACACCGAAAGCACGCUUGGGCAUAAACCCUUCAGAUGCAACGAAGGACGAUCUGUUUGGAUAUGGCGUGGCGGCGAAGAUAUCCGGCGUUGAAGGACGAGGGUCGGGGGAGUUUGCUCUGUUGGUUGAAGGAGUCGCCAGGAUAAAGAUUGAGAGAGUGACGCAAGAGCGUCCCUUUUUCCAGUCGGAAGUUACCUAUAUAUAUGAUGACGCUGUAUCCCCACAGGAUCUUGCGAUUCAAGAACUCUUCGCCCAACUUAAACAGCUAUCUCGCGAGCUCCUCACACUAUUAAGACUCUCGUCGCUCCUCCCUCGAAGUUCUGGGUCUGCAGGGCUGUCUCCAAUCCUCGCCAGGCGGCUCGAACUUUAUAUUGCGAAGCGGGGCAUACAAGACUCUGGGUUGUUAGCAGAUUUUAUGACCAAUAUUGUCGAGGCAUCGCUGGAGGAAAAGUUACAGAUUCUAGCUGCUCUGGAUGUGAAGGACCGUUUAGAGAAGGCCAUUGCCUUGUUGCAGCGACAAGUUGGAAACAUCAAAAAUAAUGUGAGCAUCACUACACUUACCAGCACUUUCCCGGCGAACACCGACUUGGACCAGAUGCAGAAGACGGGCAAGCAACGGAUGAGAAGGCCUGGCAUUUCCGGUAUGCAGCUACCAGGAAUGGGAGGCAUUGGGACACCUCCUGAUGAUGAGCAAGAACCAAACGAAAUGGAUGAGUUAAAAAAGAAGCUCGACGCUGCAAAGAUGCCGGCCGAGGCUGCAAAGGUUGCUUUCCGAGAGCUCAAGCGACUAAAGAAGAUGUCCCCGGCUCAGGCAGAAUAUCAAGUCACCCGAAAUUAUUUAGAGAAUCUGGCUGAGAUACCUUGGACAGUCGCCACAGAAGACCAGCUUGGUGUGGAAACCCUAUCCCGAGCAAGAAAGCAAUUCGAUGGUGAUCAUUAUGGUUUAGAAAAGGUCAAAAAACGCUUGCUCGAAUAUCUUGCAGUUCUCAAACUUAAACAGUCUAUCAACCAGGAUGUGAACAUCCAAAUUGCAAAGGCAGAGGAGGAGAAGGCUGCAGAGAAGGCCGAGAUCUUGAAGAGAAAACGGAUGAUCGACAAGUCACCCAUUCUGCUCUUAGUCGGGCCGCCGGGAGUUGGGAAAACUAGCUUAGCAAAGUCUGUUGCUACGGCUUUGGGGAGAAAAUUCCACCGCAUCUCCCUUGGAGGCGUACGAGAUGAAGCGGAGAUCAGAGGACAUCGCAGAACAUAUGUUGCAGCUAUGCCCGGGCUGAUUGUCCAGGGGCUUAAAAAGGUUGGGGUCUCAAACCCGGUCUUCCUGCUCGACGAGAUUGACAAAGUUGGAACAUCUAAUUUCCAUGGUGACCCAUCCGCAGCCAUGCUGGAAGUUCUUGAUCCUGAACAAAACCAUUCUUUCACGGACCACUAUGUCAAUAUUCCAUUAGAUCUAAGCAAGGUCCUUUUCAUCGCCACUGCCAAUACCCUUGAUACCAUUCCUCCAGCUCUCCUCGAUCGUAUGGAGACAAUCGCGCUACCAGGCUAUACUACUCUUGAGAAACGGCAUAUUGCUCUACAACAUUUAAUUCCAAAACAGAUCCGAACAAAUGGUCUCGGGGAAGGGCAGGUUGAGUUCAACCAAGAUGUCGUGUCCAAGAUUAUUGAGUCGUACACUCGAGAAUCUGGCGUUCGGAAUCUCGAGCGUGAAAUUGGCUCUGUAUGCCGUGCAAAAGCUGUAGAAUUCGCCGAGGCAAUGGACUCUGGGCACCUAGAGAAAUAUAAACCUCAACUAUCGGUGGAAGAUAUUGAAGACAUUCUAGGUAUCGAGAAGUUUGACGAAGAAAUUGCGGAGAAGACGAGUCGCCCUGGUAUCGUGACUGGCCUUGUGGCAUACAGUUCUGGCGGGAACGGCAGCAUACUUUUCAUCGAAGUUGCUGAUAUGCCGGGUAGCGGCAGUGUGCAGCUGACUGGCACAUUGGGGGAUGUGCUCAAGGAAAGUGUCGAGGUGGCACUUAGCUGGGUUAAAGCACAUGCGUACGAACUUGGAUUGACAAGCGACCCUUCGGAGAAUAUCAUGAAGAAUCGUAGUAUCCAUGUUCAUUGCCCAUCAGGAGCAAUUCCCAAGGAUGGACCUUCUGCCGGUAUGGCACACACAAUUGCUCUUAUAUCCCUGUUCUCUGGCAAAGCUGUACCUCCUACCAUGGCAAUGACUGGCGAAAUCUCACUUCGGGGCCGCGUUACUGCUGUGGGAGGCAUCAAGGAGAAAUUAAUCGGAGCUCUCCGCGCAGGCGUUAAGACCGUACUGCUACCAGCCCAGAACAGAAAAGAUGCCAAAGACCUGCCCCAGGAGGUUAAGGAUGGUUUGGAGAUCAUCCACGUCAGACAUAUUUGGGAAGCCAUGCGCCACGUUUGGCCUGAUGCACACUGGCGGGGCGAGGAGAACUUUGCGGGUAUCGAAAGCCAGCUGUAA